Lycium ferocissimum is the source of this 2338-nucleotide messenger RNA. Its product is annotated as granule-bound starch synthase 1, chloroplastic/amyloplastic. Gene Ontology annotation, molecular function: alpha-1,4-glucan glucosyltransferase (UDP-glucose donor) activity. Bases 166 to 2007 code for a protein of 613 amino acids. The record is from RefSeq and is a predicted model, not a curated record. Lineage: Eukaryota; Viridiplantae; Streptophyta; Magnoliopsida; Solanales; Solanaceae. The transcript has 15 exons.
CUACAAAUAAGGAAGAAUCAGCCGUUGUUCUUCCUCACUCACUCACAUUCCACAAGCCAGUUCCUGUGAAGUGAAAUCAAAUCCUGGAGGGUAAAACAUACAACAAAGUUUUGCAAUUCUAUAUCUGUUUUUAAGUUGGUCAGAUACCGGACUGAAGUACCGCAGAUGGCAAGCAUCACAGCUUCACACUUUGUGUCAAGAUCAAAUGUCCGAAGUGGAGCAACUUCAGUAGACGCCAAAGCAAACUUGUCAAAGAUAGGGCUGAGGAACCAUAGUGUGACGCACAAUGGGUUGAGGGCUGUUAACAAGGUUGACAUGCUGCAAUCAAGAACUAAAACUAAGGUAACAGCCAAGAAAUUCAGCAAACAGGGAUCCAGAACAGAGACGGAGAGGCCAUCAGGUACCAUUGUUUGUGGAAAGGGAAUGAACUUGAUCUUUGUGGGAGCUGAGGUGGGUCCCUGGAGCAAGACUGGUGGUCUAGGUGAUGUUCUUGGUGGACUACCACCAGCCCUGGCAGCCCGUGGACAUCGGGUAAUGACAGUAUCUCCCCGUUAUGACCAAUACAAAGAUGCUUGGGAUACUAGUGUUGCAGUUGAGAUCAAAGUUGGAGACAGCAUUGAAACUGUUCGUUUCUUUCACUGCUAUAAACGUGGGGUUGAUCGUGUUUUUGUUGACCAUCCAAUGUUCUUGGAGAAAGUUUGGGGCAAAACUGCUUCAAAAAUCUAUGGCCCCAAAGUUGGACAAGAUUAUGUGGACAAUGAACUUAGGUUCAGCUUCUUGUGUCAAGCAGCACUAGAGGCACCUAGAGUUCUGAAUUUGAACUGCAGCAAAUACUUCUCAGGACCAUAUGGAGAGGAUGUUCUCUUCAUUGCCAAUGAUUGGCACACAGCUCUCAUUCCCUGCUACCUGAAGUCGAUGUACCAGUCAAAAGGAAUCUAUCUGAAUGCAAAGGUCGCUUUCUGCAUCCAUAACAUUGCCUACCAAGGCCGGUUUCCUUUCUCAGACUUCUCUCUUCUCAAUCUGCCUGAUGAGUACAGGAGUUCUUUUGAUUUCAUUGAUGGAUAUGAAAAGCCUAUUGUGGGUAGGAAAAUUAACUGGAUGAAGGCUGGAAUAUUAGAAUCACAUAGGGUGGUUACUGUGAGCCCAUACUAUGCCCAAGAACUUGUUUCCGGUGUUGACAAGGGUGUUGAAUUGGAUAAUGUCCUUCGUAAGUCUUGCAUAACUGGGAUUGUGAAUGGCAUGGAUACACAAGAGUGGAACCCAGCAACUGACAAAUACACCGAUGUCAAAUAUGAUAUAACCACUGUCAUAGAUGCAAAGCCUUUACUGAAGGAGGCUCUUCAAGCAGCAGUUGGCUUGCCUGUUGACAAGAAGAUCCCUUUGAUUGGCUUCAUAGGCAGACUUGAAGAGCAGAAAGGUUCAGACAUUCUUGUCGCUGCAAUUCACAAGUUCAUCGGAUUGGAUGUUCAAAUAAUAGUCCUUGGAACUGGCAAAAAGAAGUUCGAGCAGGAGAUUGAACAACUCGAAGUGUUGUAUCCUGACAAAGCUAAAGGAGUGGCGAAAUUCAAUGUCCCUUUGGCUCACACAAUCACCGCCGGUGCUGAUUUUAUGUUGGUUCCAAGCAGAUUUGAACCUUGUGGUCUCAUUCAGUUACAUGCUAUGCGAUAUGGAACAGUGCCAAUCUGUGCGUCGACUGGUGGACUUGUUGACACUGUGAAAGAAGGCUAUACUGGAUUCCAUAUGGGAGCCUUCAACGUCGAAUGCGAUGUUGUUGACCCAGCUGAUGUGCUAAAGAUAGUAACAACAGUUGCUAGAGCUCUUGCAGUCUAUGGCACCCCCGCGUUUGCUGAGAUGAUCAAAAACUGCAUGUCAGAGGAGCUCUCCUGGAAGGAACCUGCCAAGAAAUGGGAGACAUUGCUAUUGGGCUUAGGAGCUGCUGGCAGUGAACCCGGUGUUGAAGGGGAUGAAAUCGCCCCACUUGCUAAGGAAAAUGUGGCCACUCCCUAGAUGAGCUCUUGGUUUUCCUUGUUUCAAUAAUAAGGUCAUUAAGCUAAACUAUGUAGUACCCUACAGGAUCGAUCAUCUACCAUUUUAUUGGUUUUUGCUGGCAAGCAGCAUAUCAGACUGUAAAAUCCUGGUUAACGUUUUUAAGGUGGAGUUGAGGUGGUGUGGAUCAAAGACAAUAGGAAAUAGUUACUACUAAGCAGUACAACUAAAUAGUAAUGUAGCAUAAAUAAGCAGCAGCUAACAUGUGUGAAUCCGUUGUACCUUUUCUUGCAUAAUUACUUGCAGUACAUAAUGAGAAAUUACCGAAGGAAUCAUGUUUCCUUACCACUCA